CGUUAGAAAAUCUCACAGCGCUCUUUCCAAUUUCACUUCUAAGAAGAAGAAGACAGAAAAGGGAGGAAUUGGGCUCAGUUUCUUCUUCUUCUUCUAUUAAUUAAUUAUAAAAUAUAAGCAAAAUUUUCUCUCCCUCAUCGUUUAAGCUCCGCGUUCUGCUUCCAUGGCUCAACUAACAUUAAGGAAUCUCCUGUGUUCUCUGUUUGUUGCCCAUUUUUUUCUACCAGAUGUCCUUUCUACCACUUUCACAAUAUCAAAUAAGUGUGACUACACCGUAUGGCCAGGCAUUCUUUCAAACGCUGACGCGCCGCCUCUCUCCUCCACCGGGUUCGUUCUCCAAAAGGGUGAGACCAGAACUAUCAACCCACCUGCUUCAUGGGGCGGUCGAAUGUGGGGUCGGACCCAUUGUGCAGAAGACUCCGCCGGGAAAUUCUCUUGUUUAACAGGAGAUUGCGGUUCCGGCAAGCUAGAAUGUUCUGGUAGCGGCGCUGUUCCUCCUGCCACACUGGCGGAGUUUAAGCUUGACGGUUAUGGUGGAAUGGAUUACUUCGAUGUCAGUCUUGUUGACGGGUACAAUCUUCCCGUGCUGGUAGUACCUCAGGGAGGCACUGGCCAGAAUUGUUCAAGCACAGGCUGUGUGGUGGAUUUGAACGGCUCGUGUCCGUCGGAGCUUAAGGUAACAAGCACGUCAGGGGAAGGAGUAGCUUGCAAGAGCGCGUGUGAAGCUUUCAGGCAACCACAAUACUGUUGCAGUGGCGCGUAUGCUACACCCGAUACUUGCAAGCCAUCUUCGUAUUCUGCGACCUUCAAGAACGCUUGCCCACACGCAUAUAGCUACGCUUAUGAUGACAAGACAAGCACCUUCACUUGUGCCUCUGCGAAUUACCUGAUCACCUUUUGCCCAACCCCCAAUACCAGUCAGAAAUCGUCGCAGGGGAGCACUGACGCUUCAAAUGCAAGCGCAAACGCCAACAAAUCUCUGAUGGAUGGCACCAUGGUAUACGAAGGUGCCUUGGACCAAAGUGGAGCAUCAUCACCCUCCACGUAUACCCACGUGCUGGGAUCACAUGGUAUUGCGUGCUUUGUCAGUAUCACGGUAGCAAUUUGGCAGUUGACGCACGUAUUCUAAAAUUGCUAGCGGUAGCUCGAUAAUUAGCUAGCUUUUAAAAAAUAUUAUAUAAUUACACUAUUAUAUAAUAGAUCGCGGGGUCUUGGGGAGAGAGCAGUCGACCCAAGAAGCUACAAAAAACGGCCAUCUAUAUUUUUUUGGCCCAAAUUAUAUUGUCGUUUCAGAAGUGGACCCUACAAUCUAUUUUGUUUGUUUGUACUUUUUCAUGUCCUGGGCCCUAGUGACGUGGCAGUUGAUUGGAAAUGCUCACCCGUCAAUUGAUCACCACUAGCCUCCUCUUAAAAUCCGAUUUGGCACCAUGUACCGGGUACAUGGUAGCAUAGAAGGGGCGUAGUGGUGAGUGGAGGUGGUGGUGGUGCGAAAUGCACGAAGCAGAACAGCGAAUUAGAGAUAGGAUUUUAUUUUUCCUUUAAAUCUUGUAGCUUUUAGAAUUAGAUAAUAGCAAUUCUUUUUUAAAUAUUGGUAUGGGGAUGUGAUUCAUUUAUUGGUUUCGACAUCAUAUUCAUAUGCAAUAUUAAAAAAAAAAAAUUGUAACCUACCACAUUUGGUGCCAAGACAAUGAAAUAAUUUCAAUUGUUGUCUUCU
Molecule: messenger RNA, 1714 nt
Organism: Jatropha curcas
Lineage: Eukaryota; Viridiplantae; Streptophyta; Magnoliopsida; Malpighiales; Euphorbiaceae
Product: thaumatin-like protein 1b
Source: RefSeq, a predicted model, not a curated record